GUUGAAGGUUUGCGAAUUGUCAAAUCUUUCCAUAUUCACAGCUUUCGACGAGUCUUAACCAACAAAAUUUCACGCACCAAGCUCUCGAAGCCUCUGAAGCGCUGUGAAUACCAAGUUUCAACAAGCGAUAAAGAACUCCCAGAGCGAUCUCGCACGAUCGACGACGCGACGCCAUGUCGGAAAGGGAUUCCCCAAUUGGCGAGCACGCCAAUGAGCCUGUCAACGACGGCCAAGAACAAGAAUAUGAAGAUGCUGUCGCCGCCGCUGAUUCUGAUCGCGACUCGGAUGCGCUGUCCGAGGUAGACGAGGAUCAGUUCGAGGAUUACGACCCCGAAACGGCCAACAUCGAGGACCGCCCCGUCGACAUUGACGAAGAUGUUGCUCGCACAUUGAAAGCUACAAAGCGAAAGCGCGCAGAUGGAGAGGCCCCGAAGAAGCCACGCGAAGGCCGCCGAGAUAAGAAGCGCCGAGAUCGAGAUGAAGAUGUUGAUAUGGAUAAUGCAGAGGAUGGGGGCAAAAAGUCACGACGUUCAAGACGCGCUGCUGGUGAUGGAGAGCGACGUCAACGUUCUAAGCCUGCUAGUCCAGAGCCAGAGAAGGAGGAGAACUUGACACCGGCGGAGCGAAAGCAGCGAGAGCUCGACCGAAUGAUAGAUGCGGCAAUCAAGAAGCCAAGCGGUCUCAAGCGCAGGAAGAAGGAUGAGAUUGAUCUUGAGGACGAGAUUGAUGACCUUCUAGCGGAUCUCAAGGUACAGAUGGAGCAGGCUUGUCAGGCUGAUAACCAAGCUCGCGAGGCCGGCCAACCAGCUUUGCACAAGCUGAAGCUUCUCCCCGAGGUCACCGCUAUCUUGAACCGAAACAACGUCCAACAUGCCGUUCUGGAUCCCGAUACGAACUUUUUGCAGCACGUUAAGUUCUUCUUGGAGCCUCUGAACGACGGCUCUCUUCCAGCGUACAACAUUCAACGUGACAUUUUCAACGCUCUCGCCAAGAUGAACAUCGAGAAAGAGGCACUCCUCAGCAGCGGUAUCGGAAGAGUGGUGGUGUUCUAUACUCGUAGCAAGAAGCCCGAACCCAGUAUCAAGAGAAUUGCUACACGACUCCUGGGAGAAUGGAGUCGACCUAUCCUGAAACGAACCGACGAUUACAAGAAGCGCCAGAUCGAGACCCGUGACUACGAUUAUGAAUCUGCCAAGAUGGCACAACGCCAGAAGACCAGCUCUCAAUUCAGUCUUUCCCAGCGUCCUGCCGUCAACGCCAAGGAUGCUGAGCGCGAACGUCUACUGGCCCCAUCGCGAGGUAACAACUCGGCGCGUAUGGUCAACUUGCCUUCGAGCUACACUGUUGCUCCCCAGAGCACCUUCAUGGGCUCGCAAAACUCCAGCCAUCGUCCCCUUGGUGCUGGUGGUAUGGAGGCUUUCCGCAAGAUGGCUCAGAAGAGCAAGAAGCGGGCUAACUAAGGCUAAAAUUCACGGUUGGAUUCUCUUCGGAGCUUCUUGGAACGUACUAUAUUCAGGCGAGCAUGACGGUUGCAAGCUAUUAGUUGAGACAGAAGAUGGUUGACGCACGCGGGUUCUGGGUUUGGCGUUCUCGGCGUUCACAUAAUAGGCUAUUAAACACAUCAAAAUCGGAGCUCUCAUGGUGGGCUAACGCGAACUACUUUUUCCAUAUCAUCCUUGUUUGUGACUCUGAUACUUGUGAUGUGAAACGUGGUCGUCCCGUGCUCUU
Messenger RNA from Fusarium oxysporum Fo47, 1728 nucleotides. Its product is annotated as transcription factor SPN1. NCBI's taxonomy places the organism in Eukaryota, Fungi, Ascomycota, Sordariomycetes, Hypocreales, Nectriaceae. Gene Ontology annotation, biological process: poly(A)+ mRNA export from nucleus. The coding region runs from base 174 to 1460 and encodes 428 amino acids. The transcript is spliced from 3 exons. Gene Ontology annotation, cellular component: nucleus. The record is from RefSeq and is a predicted model, not a curated record.